AUGGUGAAAUCACCAGAGGGCAAGGUGCAGGGAGAAUCCCGGCGCGUAGUCACUGGGCAGAGCGAGUCUGCUGAGGGCAGGCGGCUUAGACGGGGAGCAAAGCCAGAUACCAAGCCAAGCAAGAAAGGAAGUACAGGACAAGCGAAAAAGGCGGAGAGAAAAAGAAAGGGGAUCGAGCUGACAGACCUUUUAGCGGCUGUCACCGACGAGACGGGGGAGAAAAGCAGAACAACGUACCUAGAAAGAGAUAGGAGAGACAAGAGAAGGAAAAGGAGGAUAUAUCAGACUCAAGGACAGAGCCUUGAUAAUGGAGAAGGUGGGUUGAGAGGGGGGAAGAGGGAGGGAGAGGAGGAGGAGAGAGAAAGAGGAGAGGGAAAAUGCGAGAGUAAAGAGAGCAGCCAAGCCGGUCAGCCUUCACAGAGAGACAGACAGAGGAGGGGGCGGAUAGUACCAAGGAAUGAAGACAAGGCCCCCAAGCAGGGUGGACAUUGCAAUUCAUCCUUGAGGUGGCUGAAGUAG
Messenger RNA from Aspergillus niger, 519 nucleotides. RefSeq lists its product as hypothetical. The record is from RefSeq and is a predicted model, not a curated record. The transcript has 3 exons. Lineage: Eukaryota; Fungi; Ascomycota; Eurotiomycetes; Eurotiales; Aspergillaceae. Bases 1 to 519 code for a protein of 172 amino acids.